AUAUAUAAAGUUCCUUCCCCUAAAGUACAAGCAUUUCCUUUCUUUCUUCUCCAAGAAACCGAAAGAAAAUUCCUCACCGAAACAGUAAAAAUUCUGAGUUCCGAGAAAUUCUUACCUUUAAUGGCGACGCCUAAUCAGGAAGCAAUCGAUACCUUCAUAAACAUCACAGGCGCGACGGAAGCCAUCGCUGUUCAAAAACUCGAGGAGCAUGGCGGCAAUCUCAACGAAGCUGUGAAUGCACAUUUUACUGAAGGAGAUAGAAACACACCAGCAAACAUGCAUGAAACCUCAGUUGCUGCUCCACAAGAUGACUUAAUGGAUGUCGAUGAAAUUGAACCACAGGGACCUCGUUUACCACUUCUUUCUGCACCUACAAACACAAAUACAUAUUCUCUUCUUGAUCCACACUUCCGUAGAAAUAUUUUCAAUAUUGAUUCUGAUUUUCCAAACCGUGCACCCUUUGUGACGCAUCCGAGAGAGGUUAGGCAGAUUCCCAUAGAGGUAAAAGAUAACAAUCAGCCAGCCGGUCACUCUGGACCUGCUCCUACCAUUGAGGAUGUCACUGGAACUGUGCAUGCACAUGGCCCAGAUACUCGUGGGACUGUUAUAAUUGAUGAUGAAGACAAUGAGGAUGUUUCAGCUGCCUCAACUGCACAGCGGGAUGAACAAAAGGAUGAUAUUCUAGGUGAUAGUUCUCAUGACAGAAAUAUUGGGCCAAGUGCUCCUGAAUUUGAGAAUUUGCCUGACUAUAGUAAUGACAUAGAAGAAGAAAUGGUUCGAGCUGCCAUUGAGGCUUCAAGACGAGAGGUUGAGGGUGCACACAAUGAAUUAGCUGACCCAGUUCCAACACAAAGCCAAUCUCACAUGGAGGAUGCUGAACUUGCACAUGUUGUUUCAUUGUCCCUGAAGACAGCACAGCAAGAGAAAGCAUUGCGCGAGCAAGGAGAAAUUGCUGUAGCUUCAAAUGUGGGGCCUUCUAAGCCAGCUGAGGUUGAGCUAGGAGAAUUUGUUGCAUCGAAUGGGAGGUUGGAGCCUGGAAGCUCAUCCAUCCAAGAGGAUGCUGAAGAUGUGGAGGAGCAACCUCUUGUCAGGCAUAGGUCCCAGCGUGUGUCUUCUGGCUCUGACGAUGUUGAAGUAAUUGAGGCUAGCCCACCAUCAAGUCCUGGACGACAUGAUGUGGGUAAUCAUCCACAGCACAAUAGAAAUGCCUUCCCUUCUGAUGAGUGGGGAGGGAUUUCUUCUGAGGAGCAUGAUGAAGCAGUCAUGCUGGAGGCUGCCAUGUUUGGUGGAAUUCCUGAAGGGACUGGAUAUCAUUUUGGAUAUGGACCUCAUCAGUUUAUGCAUGCUGAAAGUCACUAUCCCCAUCGGAUACCUCGUCCUCCAUCACCCUCUCUGGCUGCUCAGCGCUUGAUACGGGAACAACAGGAUGAUGAAUAUCUUGCAGCUUUGCAAGCUGACAGAGAAAAAGAAUUGAAGGCCAUGGAGGAAGCUGAAGCUCGUCGUUUAGAAGAGGAAGCAGCUAGACAAGCUGCUCGUGAAGAAGAAAGACGAAGAGAGGAAGAAUCUCGCAGGAAAUUGGAGGAGGAGCAGGAGUUGGAGAGACAGUUAGCUGCAAAAGAAGCUUCUCUGCCUCAGGAACCAGCAUCGGAUGAUGAAAGUGCUAUUACCCUUCUAGUACGGAUGCCAGAUGGUAGCCGCCGUGGACGCCGAUUUCUCAAGUCUGACAAGCUACAGUUUCUUUUUGAUUUCAUAGAUGUUGGCAGAGCGGUCAAACCUGGCACUUACAGACUGGUGAGGCCAUACCCUAGGCGUGCUUUUAGUGAUGGGGAGAGUGCCUUGACGCUAAAUGAACUUGGGCUGACCAGCAAACAAGAAGCCUUGUUUUUGGAGUUGAUUUAGCAAAUAAACUCCAAAAUUAUAGAAAACUAGUCACUUGAAUAUUUUGUUCUAUUAAAAUAUGAAGUCAUACACGAAGUAUGGGAUUUCAUUUUGGUUGUGGUGUUUGGGUGAAAUACAUGAAAUUUGAGGAGAUGAACAUAAUUAUUCCUUAACAGAAUGGGCAGAAGAACAAUCUUUGUCA
Molecule: messenger RNA, 2080 nt
Organism: Quercus robur (English oak)
Lineage: Eukaryota; Viridiplantae; Streptophyta; Magnoliopsida; Fagales; Fagaceae
Product: plant UBX domain-containing protein 8-like
Exons: 11
Coding region: 121-1899 (592 amino acids)
Molecular function (GO): ubiquitin binding
Source: RefSeq, a predicted model, not a curated record